This is a messenger RNA of Ruditapes philippinarum (Manila clam), 825 nucleotides long. RefSeq names its product plasminogen-like. The coding region runs from base 73 to 528 and encodes 151 amino acids. The record is from RefSeq and is a predicted model, not a curated record. Gene Ontology annotation, molecular function: endopeptidase activity; signaling receptor binding. Lineage: Eukaryota; Metazoa; Mollusca; Bivalvia; Venerida; Veneridae. The transcript has 2 exons.
GUGACCUCACUGUAAUGUUUACGUUUACUCUCAAUUAGAAACUUUUACAAAAAGGAGAAGAUUCAGGUCAAAAUGAUAAGUGUUAUCUUUUACAUUUUCUAUAAUUUCUUUCCAGAAUGUUCUCAUUUAGGGAAUCCAGAAAAUGGGACGAUACUUGGGAAUGUUAACAAGAUAGGUGCAGUAUGGCGGCAGAACUGUAACACGGGGUAUUAUCUUGAGGCAGGUAGCAAUAUGCUUAUAUGUGACACUGACGGGCAUUGGAACUCAACGAAAUGUAUUAGAGAUUGUGUACCAUUGUCUAAUUACACGGGACAUCUUAGUAUCACGAAACUUGGGUAUCAAUGUCAAAGAUGGGAAUUGAACACCCCACAUCCACAUGAUUACCACUCCCCGGAAUAUUUUCCAGAUGGAUCCGAACAACAAGCUGAAAACUAUUGCCGUUCUGCUGGCUUUAAUUUUUUAUGGUGUUAUACAACCGAUGCAGACCAAAGAUGGGAUACUUGCAACAAUCCCGAUGAAAUAUGUUAACAGUGUCUUAAUUCGAUAAUCCUUUUAAAAACACGCUCGAUGAUUGCUUUUAACUAUCCCUUCACUUCACAGUCAAUGGAACGUUUUAACAGUGUUUGGAUGUUUCUAAAUUCAAAAUUUCACCAUUUCAUGUUUAAAUUAAGCCGGUGCUAGGGCCGUGGACGGUAGUUUGCACUUUACAGUACCGUCCAUGAACAGGCUCAAUCAAACCGAGCCUGCAAAAUUUUCAAUUAUUUGUGUUGGACCUUUCUUUAGGGAUUCUUAUUUUCUCUAUUUUAUCACGCCUAUUAAAAUGCA